GCCGGAGCUCUCCGGGAGACGCUUCCGGGUUGGCGGCCGGAAGCGGCGAGUGCCUGGCGCAGGGUGAGGAGCGCGGAGGAGCCGCUGGGGCGCACGGGGCGGCGGCGGGAGGCUCCGGGCGGCGGCAUGAAGGGAGGCGGCGCAGAUUGCUGGAGGUCUGAUCUGUGCAGCACCAUGGACUCCUCAGAAGAGACUGGAGGCUUCUCUGCAGAAGAGAACUACUUUGUGAACUAUACCUUCACUGACCGCUCCCACUCAGGCCGUGUGGCCCAGGGCAUUAUGAAACUGUGCUUGGAGGAUGAACUCUUUGCUGAUGUUACAAUCUCAGUGGAAGGCAAAGAAUUCCAGCUGCACCGUUUGGUCCUCUCAGCUCAGAGCUGCUUCUUCCGUUCUAUGUUCACUUCCAACCUAAAGGAGGCCCACAACCGGGUAAUUGAGCUGCAGGACGUGAGCGAGAGUGUCUUUCAGCUCCUUGUGGACUACAUUUACCAUGGGACUGUAAAGCUGAGGGCAGAGGAGUUGCAGGAAACCUACGAAGUGGCAGACAUGUACCAGCUCACUGCGCUGUUUGAGGAGUGUUCCCGUUUUCUGGCACGUACAGUGCAGGUUAGGAACUGUCUGCAGGUCAUGUGGUUGGCAGAUCAGCACAGUGACAUGGAGCUCUACACAGCUGCCAAACACUGUGCAAAGUCACAUUUGUCUCAGCUGCAGGACACGGAGGAGUUCCUACACCUGCCUCUCCGCUUGCUGACAGACAUCCUUACAGAUGGCGUCCCAUGCUCUCAGAAUCCAGCAGUUGCCAUAGAAACCUGGAUCAACUUCAACAAGGAGGAGCGAGCGGGCUUUUCAGAGACGCUGCGGUCGAGUCUGAAGGUGAUUGGAGAAAAUGUUCACAUCUACCUGAUUGGGAAAGAGUCAUCGCGUACCCAUUCACUCGCUGUCUCACUGCAUUGUGCUGAUGAUGACUCCAUAAGUGUGAGUGGCCAGAACAGCCUGUGCCACCAGAUCACUGCAGCCUGCAAGCAUGGUAGUGACCUGUACGUCGUUGGUGGCUCUAUUCCACGACGCAUGUGGAAGUGCAACAAUGCAACUAUAGACUGGGAAUGGUGUGCCCCUCUGCCCCGGGACCGGCUCCAGCACACCCUUGUGUCUGUGCCAAGCAAGGAUGCAAUAUAUUCACUGGGAGGGAAGACUCUGCAGGACACACUCUCUAAUGCUGUCAUCUAUUACAGAGUACGAGACAAUGUCUGGACAGAGACCAGCCAGUUGGAAGUGGCAGUCUCUGGAGCUGCAGGUGUAAACCUUAACGGUGUCAUUUACCUACUGGGUGGGGAGGAAAAUGACUUGGACUUCUUCACCAAGCCCUCUCGGCUAAUUCAGUGCUACGAUACCAACACGGAGAAAUGCCACGUGAAGCCGUACGUGCUGCCUUUUGCGGGGCGCGUGCACGCUGCUGUGCACAAGGAUGUGGUGUUCAUUGUGGCUGAGGGGGACUCGCUGCUGUGCUACAAUCCUUUGCUGGAUAGCUUCACCCGUCUGUGCCUGCCAGAUGCCUGGAGCUCAGUGCCCUCCCUCUGGAAAAUCGCCAGCUGCAACGGCAGCAUCUACGUCUUUCGUGACCGCUACAAAAAGGGUGAUGCAAACACUUUUAAACUUAACCCGGCCACCUCUGUUGUAACAGUCACAAGUGGCAUCAAAGUGCUGCUUACUAACCUGCAGUUUGUCCUGGCCUAAGGGGACAAACAGGUCCAGGCAUAGACGGGGCAGCAAGGGUGUUCUGCAGUGCAGUGGCACCCACCUCCCUCAGUACCAGUCCUAAUUACUGUGAGCUCAGAACGUCCAGUAAAGACCCCCUCCUCAGUACCUGUGCAGAGGACAUUUGGGCUUUGAGGCCGUGGGCUUCUUUUACAUAGCACUAUUAAAGUUGAACUGCUACAUCUUAAGAUUACAGAUGGACUAAAUGCUACUACUUUGAUCCCCUGAUGAUAGGCUGCUUGUGUUUGAGGCCCGAACUGCAGCAAAUAGCUCUUUUAGCCUGAGAACAGUCCACCAGUAACAAAUCCUGUGGCAUAUGGACAAUGUCCUCCUUGGCCCAGGCUGCUAGUUUUAACUGCCUGGGAGGCUGUCUGUUGCUCUUGUGUCAGUCACAGAUUUAGGUGUGCACUGUGUCCUCCAGGGAAUUUCCUGUUUAAACAUUCCUAUGUCCCUACUGCAGAAGGAGGGACUGUCAGAAAUACUUGCAGUAGACAGAUUCCAGAGCUGAACCCGAGACCUCUAGUAGGUUGCAUUAUUGAUCACUUCUAGAGGAGAGGGCACUUGCUCCUUGUUCUGCCGUGACAACCAUAAAGAGGGAGAUCAUUUGUACAAGCAUUGGCUUCCUUUACUGCACAGGGAAUCUCGACCUGUAAUCAUAACCUAGUGUUGGUGAAAGAUGCAAUUAAGACCACUUCCUCCUACCCUUCUCUGUUGGCACUGUAAUUCUUUGGGUAAGAAUCUGAAUAAAGUCCCUGCUGAGACAAA
Pogoniulus pusillus (Red-fronted tinkerbird) is the source of this 2520-nucleotide messenger RNA. It is a transcript of the gene KBTBD4, whose product is annotated as kelch repeat and BTB domain containing 4. The transcript has 4 exons. The coding region runs from base 127 to 1734 and encodes 535 amino acids. Gene Ontology annotation, molecular function: protein binding. The record is from RefSeq and is a predicted model, not a curated record. Lineage: Eukaryota; Metazoa; Chordata; Aves; Piciformes; Lybiidae.